Saccostrea echinata is the source of this 4562-nucleotide messenger RNA. RefSeq lists its product as uncharacterized. The transcript is spliced from 18 exons. Gene Ontology annotation, cellular component: cell-cell junction. Gene Ontology annotation, molecular function: cell adhesion molecule binding. Gene Ontology annotation, biological process: cell-cell adhesion. The coding region runs from base 58 to 2910 and encodes 950 amino acids. Lineage: Eukaryota; Metazoa; Mollusca; Bivalvia; Ostreida; Ostreidae. The record is from RefSeq and is a predicted model, not a curated record.
CCAAACAGCCGUCCAGUUUUGACUGCAUUGCCAUCUUCCAACGUUAAAGAAGGCGAAAUGAUGACGCUCCAGUGCACAGUGCAUGUAAGCCCAUCAGACUCGGACCCAAUCACGUGGUCUUGGACUUGUGGUGACAAAGAUUUAACGUCCAGUUCUACCUCCAGCGGUGAUACAAGCACAAUGACUUUCAAAGCAGAUAGGAAAUUCAACAAGAAACUUUGCUAUUGUCGAGCAACAUCAAAUUCUUCAGUGCAAACGUACAAUUCAACUUCCACAUACAGAAGCAUACAAGUUUAUUAUCCACCAUUGACAACACCAACUUUAAAUGCUUAUCAGAUAGAAAAGUCAGCUGGAGAGGAUAUAACUCUUCAAUGUUCGAUUGAUUCGCUUGGAAACCCUCCGAUACGUUGGUCGUGGAAAUGUGGAACUCGGACAAUUUACUCAAGAAUAACUAAUAUUAAUCUGACGUCAAAAGUUGUUUUUACAGCUGAGCAAGGUCUAAAUGGCAAAUCUUGUUACUGCGAGGUAGAGGGUAGUUCACGAUCGUACGAAUUCAAGGCAUCUUCCAGUGCUGCAGAUGUCAGUGUUCUAUAUUUUCCGUCAGACUAUCCUCAAAUCAGCACAAGGACAAUCAAUGUUAAUGAGGGUUCUCCAGUUAUACUUCGAUGUUCACUGUCGUCUGCUGGAAAUCCACCGGUCACGUGGUCAUGGUACUGCAAUGAUGUCAUGAUGCGUGAAGGUGUCAGAAAUAGAGACACAUCGACGGAGUUGUCAUUUAUAGCAAAACUGACAGACGACAAAGCUUUUUGUUACUGUAGAGGGAAAAGUAGUCAUACCUUGAUAAAAAGAUCCUACGACCAAAAAUCCUCCAGCUGUUAUAUAAAGAUAAUCGACCCCACCCAUACUGUAACAGUACUUUCUAAAGAAUCUCGAAGUGAGGGAAUUUCCCCGGCGGCAUUUGGAGCAACCUUGACCAUCCUAUUGAUUGCCCUAUUUUUCUGCACUAUUAUCAUCGUUAUUCAGCAUAGGAGAAUUCCAAAAGAGUCGUCACUGAUUACCUGGGUUCUUGUCAAAUUAGGUAGGGUAUCAGACAGGAAAAGGAAAUCCAAGAGUUUCCCGGAAGAAAUUCCAGAGGAACACAGUUACGAAACCCUGAAAACCGGAUAUCAAAUCAAAAAUAAGGACGAAACCUUUUCGGUGGUAGCAGCUCUAGAAUAUGACAGUAGAUCUCUCAUUAGAUGGUUUUCUUCAAAUAAAAUGCAGGAGGCUAACCCUGAAAAAUUUCCGGCAAUUUCUAUUGUGCUAUAUGUGUCUGAUCAACACAACCCCUCAGACUAUCGCCAUCUUACUGUUCUUCUUAAUGUCUUUGUAGGUUUUGGUCAAUGGCGUUGGGUUCCAUUCUAUAUCUGUGCUCUGGUCUGCCUCCUGCCAAAAACUACAACCGCAAUUUCAUCCUCCAAACACAUUAUCAUGGACAUUGACAAUGCAAUCCACAGACUCAAUUAUGGGACCAUCUUCAAAUCAAUGGGAAACAUCCAUAUCUCUAAAGAAUUCUGGCUCCAAACUUACAAAAUACCAAUUCCAGCACAGAUACCAUCUCCAAAAGGUUUUUCAAAGUUAAAGGUGCUUGCCACGAAAGUAAGACUCAGUUUUAAUAAAAACAGAAACGACGCCCCUCAUAUACUGCAGUUGAAUUUUCGAUUUCUAAAUAUGAUGUUGCAGUAUUUCCUAUUUGUGUUGUUAUCUGGAAUUAUAAGUGGAACGUCAAUUGUGAACACAAUAGCAGCACCAUGGCUGCAAAUGAGUGCUAACAACGUAACAGAGGGGCAACCAAUAACUCUGAAAUGUACUGUCCACUCGUCCCCAAAUUCCACUUCAGUCACAUGGUCUUGGAUAUGUGGAAAUGACAACUUGACCAGAAAUGCAACCAGCACAUUACAGGAAUCUGUCUUAAAGAUUAGUUCAGACAGAAAGUAUAACGGAGAGGCUUGUUAUUGUAAAGUCUGGCCGAGAUCUGCAAACGAAACAUACAGCAAAAUGUCUAAUCACAAAACGAUUAAUGUGAAAUAUGCUCCAAGAGAGGUGCCGUUCUUGAAUGCCUCCAAAACAGUUGUGUCGGCGGGUGAGGAAAUCACCCUUAUGUGUACCCUCGAUUCUUUGGGAAAUCCUCCUAUUCGAUGGUCAUGGAAGUGCGAUAGAAUCUAUUUAUAUAACAGAAGAAUUUAUAACCUUAAUGCUACGUCAAAACUUGUUCUUGAGGCUGACGAAAAUCUAAACGGGAAAGUUUGUUACUGUAUGGCCAAAAGUUAUCCUCUUAACUACGAAGCUUCAUCCAAUACGGUCUCUCUUACCGUAUAUUCUUUUCCUGAUGGCAAUCCAGAAAUAGAUAAAUCCAUUUAUUUUGUUGAUGAGAAUACUCCAGUCAAGUUGAGUUGUUCACUGCGGUCUGCUGGAAACCCUCCUGUGUCAUGGCUUUGGUAUUGUGACAACAAACUGCAGGACAGAGGCAUCAAACACUCUGGUUCCAGAUCGGCUCUGACAAUAUUUGCACAACGGAAAGACCACAAUAUUGCAUGUUAUUGUCGGGCAAAGAGUCAAUCUCAGUGGGGAAAUUACGACAGAAAUUCGUCUAAAGCAAUUAUUGCAAUCAAAAGUAUAAGCAAUUCUAUGUCAACGUCUAGUAAGGCUAGUGCUGGAAUCAGUGCUGGAGUAUUUGGUGCCGUGACCGGAAUUUUUCUACUGGUGCUUAUUCUUGCUGGAGUCAUUAUUUUUAUUCAUCAUAGAAGAAUUGAUGACAUAGGUAAACAGUAUUCCACAGGGACAAGGGAAAACGUAAAGGACACUGGAGGUGGACAGGACAAUCUGAAUUAUAGAACCCUCCGGGAAGAAGGCGCCCACUCCAAAGAUUAACGUACAACAUGGAAUUUCUAUCGGACAUAGGAAUCGGGCAUUAUUUUUGUUGAAUUCCCCCCCCCCCCCUCAAAAAAAAAUUCUUCGUGUAUUAUUUAAAACGAAGAACUUUUAAGACAAGUUAAAGUCUUUAUUUAAAAUGUUCAUAUACUAAUAUAAAUCUUUGCUUCAGUGCACUGAGGUUUACAUGUAGCUAAUGUCAUACCAAUAUAAAAGGAUUACUCUGAAACCAAAGCUUCAAAUGAAUAAGCACCAUAUCUAUAUUAUAUGACCUUGACUUUUGAAAUUUUAUCCUGAGUCGAAUAAUUGAUAACCUUUAAAGUAAUCAUCAACAACAUGCUUAAGUUUUAAUUCAUUAAUUAGCAAUGCCCAAGCAAAGAGGAGAUAAUUUUCCGAAUUUCCUCAACUUUGUUUUAUUCCGCUUAUGAAAAGAGAUUUAAUAAAGUUAUUACGGUAUUUUUUGACAUGUAUUCAAACGUUGAAGUGAUAUUGUGAUGCCGCUUGAAUGCCCUAACAUUACCAACCUUCAGAGGAUGAAGUAUGGCGGGAAGAUAUGUUUUACAACAAAGUUGAAAUAUGAAAUUACUUCUCAAUUUUAUACGGGCGAGUAAUGCAUCAAAACUGAUAUAUUUAUCUUUUCUGCGUUUUCUACUAUAUAGAUGUACAUGUAUUUGUUGUACAUGUAGACACAAUCUACCGGUCUUCUGGUGUAAUAUUCAAAUUCCUGAGACCUAUGUCGACUCGUCAAUAUUCAAAAUGGCCGCCACCAUUGUGUUAACAUAUUGUUUCCUCUACAAUUUAUUAUGCUUUAACAAGAAGAAAGUGCUUCAAAAUGUAAACGUGUUUUACAUACGUAUAUUGAUUUGAAAUAUUUUGCAUGUUUGACCAGAUGAAAUUUAAGCAUAAAACAGUAUGGAAACGAGAAAGGGAUGAUGUCAAAAUUAAAUGUCAACACUCAACAUCAACGGCAUUACUCAAACUAGUUUCUUGUGUUAUUUCAGCAAUGACCUUUUUUAUGGAUUGUUUAUGGAAAAUUUUCGAAAGUCGGGUAUCUGUCACCUUGAUGAAAAUCAUGCUGGGACGAAUGUGUCGUGUAACAGUUAUAACCUACCAAAAUCUUUCAGAAAUCCGAAUCUAGACUUAUUUACAAGUGAAUCUGAUAGUGGCGCAGAUAGUGAUAAAACAGUUUCGCCACUUGACAAUCCUUUGGAUGAGAUGUAAAUAGUACAAUUCUCAACAGUCAACAUCAAAUGAAAUAAUAGUUAAUAGUUAAAAGUUGUGCCAGUUCUAAAUUUUCUUGUCACAAACAAAAACAUUAUUUUCAAAAGUGCUUAUAUACUGCAGAGUGUUUUAUUUCAAAGAAGAAAGGUAAAAGGGUAAAAAAUUCACUAUAAAAUAUAUCAUUAUAAAAUAUUUUGAAACAUGAAAGUAUCAAGAAACUCGUGUCACAAAUUGAAGGUAUAAACAUAAAAUUGUAUCUUUAUCAGACAAAAUAUAACCUUAGCCUAUAUACAUGUAUUUCAUAAAAUCAUAUCGCAGAAGUAAUAUACGAGUAUGAAAAAUACUGUAUUAAAACACUGUAUUAAUAAAAGCAGUUACUAGAUUGGUGCAAAUGGAAUGCAAAAUUUGUAAUGUCUCAUUGUCACAAAAAU